This is a messenger RNA of Fusarium venenatum, 1548 nucleotides long. RefSeq names its product acyl-CoA dehydrogenase/oxidase. Gene Ontology annotation, molecular function: acyl-CoA dehydrogenase activity; heme binding; flavin adenine dinucleotide binding. The record is from RefSeq and is a predicted model, not a curated record. Gene Ontology annotation, biological process: fatty acid beta-oxidation using acyl-CoA dehydrogenase. Gene Ontology annotation, cellular component: cytoplasm. Lineage: Eukaryota; Fungi; Ascomycota; Sordariomycetes; Hypocreales; Nectriaceae.
AUGUUUCCAUCUCUUCCAACCUUUACGCGACGGGAGGUCGGUGAACAUACAACGAUUUCUUCACUUUGGUGCAUAAUCAACAGCACAGUCUAUGACCUUACCGACUUCAUCCAAGAUCACCCUGGAGGCGAACAAAUACUCCUUAAAGUGGCUGGCCAAGAUGCCACUUCGAGCUUUCAUACUUUUCAUCGGCAGGAGGUCCUUACCUCAUAUUCUCACCUGGCUAUCGGCACCAUUACUGGCGAGGAGACCAAGAGUUUAACCUCUAACCUCGGUGACAUCAGCCCUAUCCCUUAUGCUGAGCCUCUGUGGCUUAGGCCCCAAUUCUGUUCACCCUACUACACCGAUAGUCAUCGUCGUCUCCAGCGUGCUGCCCGUAUCUUCACCGAAACGUACCUCAUUCCAGAAGCUAGCAGAUGUGAGCGUACAGGUUGCCCGCCUAGUGAAGAGCUUAUCAACCUCAUGGCGGAUCAGAAUAUUCUGCGCAUGCGCCUUGGGCCAGGAAAGCAUCUGCACGGUCAGACCAUCAUGGGUGGCGGAGUAGUUGAUGGUCGUGAAUUCAACUAUUUUCACAAGCUUAUCUUGGCGCAGGAGAUGUGCCGGCCCCUGGCGCGUGGGUUUCAUGAUACAAAUAUGGCUGGUAUGACAAUUGGAUUAUCAGUCAUUCUGAACUUUGCCCGUAAUAGUCGAUGGAAAACGAAUAUUGCGGAUCAAGUUUUUGGCGGUGUGAAAAAGCUAUGUCUUGCUAUCACGGAGGCUGGUGCUGGUUCUGAUGUGGCUGGCAUUCAGACGCGGGCCGAAAAGACACCCGACGGUAAACAUUAUAUAGUCAACGGGUCUAAGAAAUGGAUCACCAACGGCAUGUGGAGUGAUUACUUUGUCACACUGGUAAAAACUGGAAAAGGCUAUUCAGUAUUGCUGAUCCCGAGGACAGAAGGGGUAGAGACGAGGCCUAUCAAAACCUCGUACUCGAGUGCAGCGGGUACAGCCUACGUCACCUUUGAUCAAGUCAAGAUACCCUCUGAGAACCUCAUUGGCGAGGAAAACGAUGGUUUACGAAUUAUCAUAAGUAAUUUCAACCAAGAACGAUGGGCAAUGGCGUGUAGCACUAUCACUCAGUGCCGAGCUGUGGUGGAAGAAUGCUUGAAAUGGUCCAAUCAGCGCCAGAUCGCUGGCAAACGACUCAAUGAACAACCGGUUGUUCGUCAAAAAUUGGCUAAGAUGAUAUCACAUGUCGAGGGGGCCCAAGCCUGGCUGGAAUCAAUAACCUUUCAAAUGUGCAACAUGUCUCUGAGAGAUCAGACGAUACACCUUGCCGGUCCCAUCGCACUGCUCAAGCGGACAUCGACACGCAUGGCGCAAAAGAUAGCCGAUGAGGCCGUACAGAUAUGGGGUGGCCGAAGUCUAACACAGACAGGCAUGGGCCGAUACAUCAAUGAUUUUUACCAAACACAUAAAUUCGAUGCCAUUCUUGGUGGAUCGGAGGAGGUAUUGGCUGAGGUUGCCAUGAAGUUGGCUCUAAAGGGAUUUCCCAGGUCAAUGCUAUAG